Molecule: messenger RNA, 343 nt
Organism: Staurois parvus
Lineage: Eukaryota; Metazoa; Chordata; Amphibia; Anura; Ranidae
Source: the annotation of a GenBank genome assembly
GCGGAUAUAGUGAAUGCAGGGUCCGGGGAGAGCAGAUAUAGUGAAUGCAGGGUCUGGGGAGAGCGGAUAUAGUGAAUGCAGGGGUCCGGAGAGAGCGGAUAUAGUGAAUGCAGGGUCUGGGGAGACCGGAUAUAGUGAAUGCAGGGUCCGGGGAGAGCGGAUAUAGUGAAUGCAGGGGUCCGGGGAGACCAGAUAUAGUGAAUGGAGGGUCCGGGGAGAGCGGAUAUAGUGAAUGCAGGGUCUGGGGAGGCUGGAUAUAGUGAAUGCAGGGUCCGGGGAGACCGGAUAUAGUGAAUGCAGGGUCCGGGGAGACCAGAUAUAGUGAAUGCAGGGUCCGGGGAGA